CUAAAUGGGGAUGUGCUGAAUGUCAAAGUGCCUUAUGAGCAAAUUAAACCUCAUACUGCUAGUGACUUGCACAAGCCAAAAUCCUCCCCAGCUGUUCCGCUAGAACCAGGCUUUAAAGAAAUCAAGGCAGAAGAAGUGGAAGAAGAGCCAUGCCAAUCCACUAGCCAAACUGACACUGUCACUGUCACAAGUGAGCAAGUUCCCAAGGCCAGCAAAAACGAAACUAAUGAUGUUGUCUGCUGUGGUGAAAAAAAGCGGAAAAAGAGACCAAUUGGACCAUUGCCAGUCACACCAGCUCUCAAAUACAAAGACUUUCCCAAACUUUUACCUGUGAUUGAAAGUAGAGAAUGGUUGACAGAUGAACACAUUGACAAUGCACAGGCUAUUCUCGCAGAGAAUUUCCCCCACAUUGGAGGCUUGCAGGCAACAUGGGUGUUCAUUUCAGAAGAGUGCCAAUCGGUGGGUACUCCAAAAGAAGACUUUGUACAAAUUGUAAAUGUUUGUGGGAAUCAUUGGAUCACCCUCAGUAACAUUGGCUGCCCUAAAGAUACUGUAACAUUGUACGACUCACUGUACAACAACCUAGAUUCUGCAAGCAAAGCAAAACUUCACAAGCAAAUUGCAUACAUGCUAAUGCCAACAUCUAAGCAUCUUACAAUCCAGUGGGCUGAUAUGCAGAAACAAACUGGUACUUGCGAUUGUGGGCUAUUUGCAAUCGCAGCGGCAACAAGUCUGUGUUAUGGCAUUUUACCCCAAGACUGUUACUGGGAGCAAGAGAGUAUGAGGGAUCAUUUGUGUAUGUGCUUCCAGCAAGGAGAUCUGGCACUUUUCCCACAAUUGGCAGUUGUUCGAAAACACAAGAGGCAUCACAGAGUGGAAACUACUGAUCAUGAAGUGUUCUGCCACUGUCGACAACCAUACAACCCUGGUGUUUUCAUGGUUGCAUGCGAUCGUUGCCAGGAUUGGUUCCAUCGAGGAUGUGAAAGGGUUCCGAAAAGGAUAAACAAGAACACUUUAUUCGUUUGUAAAAAUUAUAAAUAG
This is a messenger RNA of Paramuricea clavata, 1041 nucleotides long. The record is from the annotation of a GenBank genome assembly. Lineage: Eukaryota; Metazoa; Cnidaria; Anthozoa; Malacalcyonacea; Plexauridae.